Messenger RNA from Schistosoma bovis, 4528 nucleotides. The record is from the annotation of a GenBank genome assembly. Lineage: Eukaryota; Metazoa; Platyhelminthes; Trematoda; Strigeidida; Schistosomatidae.
GUUUUGGCAUAUUUUGAGCACAAUAUUUAAGGGGUUUGGAUACUUGGUCGUCACUCAAGGUCACCAGAAUCAUCUGGUCACUCUGUGUUGCAAGAUCAGUUUUCAUUAAAUCAAAUAAAAUCAGUUGGCGGGAUAUGAAGUUUAAUAUUUGUUUUGUUUUGGGUGGACCGGGUGCUGGGAAAGGUACAGUAUGCCAGCAAAUUGUGAAGGAAUAUGGAUUUGUACAUUUAUCUGCUGGUGAAUUACUUCGACAAGCUCGCGAUUCACCAGGUUCUGAAUUUGCUAGUGAAAUACAAGAACACAUGAAAAAUGGGACAAUCGUACCGGCUGAAAUUACCUGUGGCUUAUUAUAUCAAGCAAUGCGAAAAAAUUCUGAAAAUGCUAAUUGUACAAAUUUUCUUGUGGAUGGUUUUCCACGUAAUGAUGAAAAUCGUUUGUGUUGGGAAAAAGAUUUGGGCCCUCAUACGAUAUUAAAAAAUGUCAUUGUUUUAGAUUGUCCAGACGAUGUAUGUAUCCAACGUUGCCUUGGACGAAAGUCAAAUCGAGUGGACGAUAAUGAAGAAACAUUAAAGCAUCGUAUAAAACAAUUCAAAGAACAAUGUAUGCCAAUUAUUCAAUUCUAUGAAGCACAAAAUUUGGUGACCAGAAUUAAUGCAAAUAAGUCUAUACCUGAGGUAAUAUUUUAUCAUACGAUUUUCUGACUAUUUUGUGUUAACAAAUUAGUGAAUGUGUAGUUAUAGUAAGCGUUCAAUCAUAUUAUUUUGUUGUACAUAUUGAAGCCCAAAUAUUCUGUUACUUCGAGUAUUCUAAACCGAGUCAAAUCACAUAUUCUCCGAGAUUAGCGCCAAGUUUAUUAUAUGGUCGACUACACGCAAUGAUUUGAUGGGAGACAAAUUUCGGAAGUUUAGUAUUCUAGUCUGUUAAUCUCAUUGUAAUUGUCAAAUUUACCGACAGAUCCCAUUCUCAGAAUAUUUCUUAUGGUAAGUGAACAGAGGUAACUGGCCGGACCGUUUCAUAUAAUAGUGCAUCCCUCUACCAUAAUGGCCCGAGUAUUCAUCCAACCUGGAUAGAUUAUCCAAAAAACUACAUUCGACCUUAUUUAUUUUCCGUACAAACUACACACAUACAAUUCCAACGACACUACUUCAUAUAACAAAUUACAUUUUUUUUAUACCCACCAUCACACAUACAAAUAAUCAUAGUUGUCUCAUACAAAAUGACCUUGACCACAACUAACGUGAAAUUGACAUGUUCAGACCUAUUAUGGUCACAAUUGAUUGAUCACGGGGUGGUGAUCAGUGUCAUGUGUGUCAAUUCCUUCUUAGUGCAGAUCGAAUGCUAUCGACUAAGUUGCAAUGUGGCCAUCAGUCUAGUUGGCUCGACACUUCAUGCGCUAUGUUGAGACUAGAUGGUUGGAGGUAGUCGACAGGAAACCCUGGACCCAGGGUUUCAUGCUACUUGGCACUCGUCAGCAAGAUGAACCUGUAAUCUUGAGGGAACCGGUUCACCUGAUGGAUUCGAUCACGUGUCACCCAGCUUCACAGUCAGAGACGUUACCACUGAGCUAUCCGGGCUGCGACCAACCCCCUGUAGGACUGAGAUGUCACAAUUAAUCAAGUCACGAAACAUAAGGUAUACAAUUUUAUACUCAUUGGGAUAUCACAAAAAAAUAAUUAUUCGAUUAUAUAAAUUAUAAGUUUAGGGGUUGUGGAGAUUGUUAAAUUUUUGAUUGAGAUCAUGAAUCGAUUGAUGUUAGACCACUUUUGAAAACCUGGAAGCACUGGACGGCCGUUUCGUCCUGUUGUGGGACUCCUCAGCAGUGCGCACCCACGAUCCCGCUCGCGGGAUUCGAACUCAGGGCUUUCAGUCUCGCGCGCGAACACUUAACCUACUGGACCACUGAGCUGGCAUCCAAUGUUGUUAAUGUCUAACACCAACCAAUCCACGAAUUGUAGUAAUGUAUUUAGUUGUGAAGUCUAAAUAUUCAGUGAGUGUACUUUGUAGACCUCUGCUAUGACGGAAAAUUGAUAACGUAACUGAGCUUUAGUGUACAAAUGUUAGGUAAAUCGAUCGACGAGUUCGUGUCUUUAUCGGUUGAGGUGAUUGAAACAUGUAACCAAAAAUCCCUGCCUCGAUGGGCAAUAUUGUCUGGAAUAGAACUAGGUAUAAUCAAACGGAGAUAUAGUAUCAUUCCAUAAGAAUGAUCAUCAACUGUUAUUCUGGGUAGUGUUUGCUGGUGUAGACUACCUGGUUAGGCACACUCAGUGGCUGUAGAUAUUAGGCAACAUGAUUCAAAAUCGGCUAAAAUGCCUCGAACCUAUCCACACUUUACCCCUCCUAAAUAUUAAGCUUCUUUAUUACUUAAAAUCUUUUAAUUCUUCAAAUCCAUUCCUUCUUUUCGAACUGCAUUCUAUAAUGUUUAAUCAUUCUCACUGUUAUUGAUACUGCUACUUGUUUAUUAUUCGUCCUGUUAACUUUUUUUGUGCUGAUGUGGUACAGUGAGUUGACCUAAUACAUUUAUAUCAAGAUCUGUGUUGAUCACGAUUAACUGGAAUUUCCUGUCCACCCAUAAUUAACUGGUGAAAUUUACUAAUAAUGCAGAAGCGGAAAGAUUUCCGUAUAACAUCGUGUACUUCGAGCAUUCGAUUACCAAGAUUUAUUUAAAUAAUUUUAUGAUUUUAAUCAAGCUUAAAACCUAAAUCUCUUUGAGAAACUCUAAUCAACUCAACUAUUAUUAUUGGUAUAAAAAAUAGUUGGAAUAAACACGUCAGCAUGUUUUAUUCAUAAAUUGAGAGUGAAAUACGCUUCAGUUAUUUAAUCAAAUGAAUCGUGUUACGAUUAUGGUUAAAUUGAUAACAUUCGACAAGAUUAAUCAAUCAGAAUCCGGAUGGUAAUUCUGUACCUUAAGUAAUACUUAUUUCGUAAAUGAAAUAUUAAAAGGUAAGCGUGGCCAAAGAUAAUAAUAGAGUACACAAUGUGAAAACCAUGCUGGAUAUUUUAUUUAUUUAAACACAAACAUUGGUACAAGAAGGCACCGAAUAGAUAUGCGCCACAUAAAUCAUUCAAUUGUGUGUGAGUUGCGAUACUGCCCGGGUGCCCAAACUAAAGCAGGUGGUUAUCUUAAGAGGCCACACACGGAGCCUCCGGCCUAAAGAUCUGAUCCACAAGGUAGUAGAGCAACUUUAGGAGAUGCAGUCCCAUGGUAGCCGGUGACCAACAAUGGGUUCAUACGCCAUUUGUUCCUUCAGGAUACUGGGGCCCAUGAGGACCAUUGGUUUAGAAUCAGGGUUUCCCAACUCCCCUAGAUGGACUCUACGUAUCCACCGACCCGGAUAAAGCGCCGGACAUCCGCUUUUUGUCCUCUACCGCGAGAUGGUAGUGAGUAGGACUUCACUGGCAGUGAUUGUAUGCACGCUGGAUAAUGGAUUAGAAUAAGCCCCUUAUUAAACCACCUUUAUAUUGGAUUAAACUGGAAACUAAGAUAUUGUCCUGUCCUUGUUAGCUUUCUAUAUACGGAACGUUUGAUGGAUAUUAUUAAUAAUAGUUAUUAUAUUAUUGGUGCAACAGUAUUCUCAGCACAAAGUAAUUCUUGAUCAACCCUGACGAUAAAUACUGAGUGAUCACCAAUUAGAUGCUAGCAGUUCAGGAAUCGACAUCUGAAUAUUGUACAUUAUUUUCGUUGCAUAUUGCCAGCAACCACGAUGUCUCUGAUUGGGUUUUUUUGUAACCUGCACAGCGAAAAGUUGUGAACUUUUCAUAAACGCACAAAAACAUAACUUUUUGAAAUAUUUAGAUGUCAAGAACAGGUAGCCCAGAUGUUCUAGCAGCUCUUAUACACAUAACUACACCAUAAGGGGUAGAAAAACUAAGCGACCGGUUUUGUUUAUCGCCGAACAUGUUUUUUCAAUAAUAUAGAAUAUAAUGUUUCUUUGUAUUUCAACAAAUAUUGUUACGAAUAUAGAACGUCUUUACAGAAUGUUUCUUUUUCACAGGUAUAUGAACAGGUUCGACAAAUGAUGAAAACCUUGAAUAUCAUCAGUUGCAAAUGAAGAACAGAGGAAAAAACCCUUAAUUCAACUUCCGUAUUUGUAUUUUACAAAUUAAUGCUAGUUGUAUUUGCUAUGACUUAUUUCUCUCUCUUCUUUAUUAAUAAAAAAGACAAUGUUGUUGCAUAAUGAUCAUUAUUUUAUAGUUGAUUCGACAUGAACAAACACACCAUGCACUGAUUGUUUCUUAUUAUCGACUCCAAGAAAAUCAUAUAAGUCAAGAUUAUUUUUCAUUGGGAAGAAAAUUAUUUAAGUAGCAGAACUAUGCGAAAAUGAAGUAUCAGUGUAAAAUUAAAAUGAUUAAUCUCAAAUAUUUCUAUUUGAAUACAAAGAAAUGAUUCAACUUUGACAGUUAUAACAGAAUCUUUUUUUUGUUUUGCAGAAAGAGAUGCGAUUUUCUUGUCUUUAUAUUCUUUGAUAAUCAUGUCAUAACGUGUAAUAAUAAUAAUAAUAUAUAUUGCCCAAUGAUUGUUAUUUCACAC